AGUUCACGAUCAGACCUCCUCUCCCAAGUAGCGUCUUCUGUCUCCCUCUCCCUACUGCAAACGGAGAGGCUGAAACCGAUGCUUAUCCUUUUUUAGUUUUAAGUUUUUUUUUUUCAAAAGAAUAUUUAACCGUCUUGUAGGUUAAUUCACCACUUACUUGCAUGAGGACCACUGAAAAAAGAUGACUUAUUCGACAUUUUUUCUAACUUUUUUGGGCUUUUGGGCAGGGUCGCUAACUCAAGAGGUCCUUUCCAAAACGUUUUAUGGAGACUGUCCUGUGGAUCUUUUCUUUGUACUGGAUACAUCUGAAAGUGUGGCCUUGAGGAUCAAACCUCCAGAAUACUAUAUCAGCCAGAUUACAGGUUUCACUGUGUCUUUCAUCGACCAGCUACAACAAAGUUUCUACCGCUGUGAUCGGAAUCUGGUGUGGAAUGCUGGAGCCUUACACUACAGCGAUGUAAUAGAAGUCAUUCAAGGACUCAGCUCAAUGCCGAGUGAAAAAUCGCAGCUGAAGCAAAAUGUGAAGAACAUCAAAUACAUCGGGAAGGGCACCCACACUGACUGCGCCAUCAAGAGUGGUAUUGAAGAGCUGCUUAUUGGGGGGUCUCAUCAUCGAGAGAACAAGUACAUGAUUGUGGUGACUGAUGGACAUCCCCUUGAAGGCUACAAAGAGCCCUGUGGUGGCUUGGAAGAGGCUGCCAAUGAAGCAAAACACCUCGGAAUAAAAGUGUUUGCUGUGGCCAUCUCACCUGAUCACCUGGAAACAAGGCUCAACAUUAUUGCAACUGACUACCACUACAGACGGAACUUCACUGCAGCAGGUCCCAUAGGUUCCCCACUACAGGAUCAAAAAGAUACAAUUAGAACCAUUAUUGACACCAUGGUCAAGGAGUCAGAACAAGUGUGCUGUUCCUUUGAGUGUCAGCCACAAAGAGGCACUCCUGGAAAUAAAGGAGAGGAAGGAUUUCAGGGUGAGUCAGGGAGGUCUGGACUACCUGGAGAGAAGGGAGACGUAGGCGAAGCGGGAAGACCUGGUGAUCCUGGACCAAUUGGUUAUCAAGGCAUGAAGGGAGACAGAGGUUCCCGUGGUGACAAGGGAGAAAGGGGUCCCAAGGGCUACAAAGGUGACAAGGGGAGACAUGGAAUUGAUGGAGUCGAUGGCGGAAAGGGUGAGGCUGGAUACCCCGGACUUUCUGGAUGCAAAGGAUCUCCGGGACCUGAUGGUGAGGUGGGAGAUCCAGGACCGAAGGGAGAUCCUGGGCCCUAUGGCAGAAAAGGAGAAAGGGGUGAGCCUGGGAGAAACGGAACUAGGGGAAGACCUGGAAACAACGGUGCACCUGGAGUCAAGGGUUUGCCAGGACCAAAAGGAAGUAAUGGCGAGAAAGGAGAAAGAGGGGAUGACGGUGAACCUGGUCCAGAUGGAGAGGUUGGAGAAAAGGGUGGCCGUGGGGAGAAUGGACCACAGGGGCGUCCAGGAGUCAGGGGACCCAGAGGAGAGCCUGGUGAAAAAGGAAACCCAGGAGAACCAGGGCGUGAGGGACCAGUGGGAAUAAAUGGAGACCCGGGUGAACCUGGUCGCCUAGGACCAAAAGGGUACAAGGGAGAUGAGGGACCUGCAGGACCUGAGGGCUUGAAAGGAACAAGAGGUCCCAAAGGCACCCCUGGAGAUCCUGGACUGAUGGGACAAAGAGGAGAAGAUGGUUCCCCAGGCACUGGGACAGAAGGAUUCCCUGGCUUCCAGGGUUAUCCAGGACGUAGAGGAGAACAAGGAUUAGAAGGUCCAAAGGGCUACCCUGGACCAAAAGGAGAUGAAGGAGAGCCAGGAGUCCCCGGUGAAGAUAAUAAUAUCCCUGGACCUCCAGGUGCAAAUGGACCAAAGGGCCACAGAGGACCCGAGGGGAAUCCUGGACCACCUGGCCCUCCUGGCCCUCCGGGUGCUGAUGAAUGUGAAGUUUUGGAUAUCAUCAUGAAGAUGUGCUCUUGUUGUGAAUGCAAAUGUGGACCCAUUGACCUUGUCUUUGUAGUAGACAGCUCAGAGAGCAUUGGCCAUCAAAACUUUGAGCUUUCUAAAGAGUUCAUUGUCAAGGUCAUUGACAGACUAAGCAAGGAUGAGCGAGUCAAGUUUGAUGGGCAGGAGUCCCGUGUUGGCGUUGUUCAAUACAGCCAUGAAUAUACGCAGGAACUUAUAACAUUGGGAGAUGCUAACAUUACAUCCAUCAGAGAACUAAAAGCAGCUGUGAAGAAUAUGAAGUGGAUAGCUGGCGGCACUUACACUGGAUCAGCACUUCAGUUCUCACUGGACAACCUCAUUGUUCAGUUACAGAAGGAUAACCGGGUGGUCCUGGUGUUGACCGAUGGACGCUCUGACACUAGCCGAGACCCCACAAAGCUCUCAGUGUUGUGUGACCAUAAUGUCCAGGUGGUUGGUGUCGGUGUAGGGGAUGUUUUCCGGAAAACACCCAACAUAGAACAACUUGGCCAAAUGACAUGUGCUAGUGCACCAAAACCUGGUAUCACUCUGCAAAGAGACAACUACGCGGAGCUUCUGGAUGAGUCCUUCCUACUGAACCUAACUUCACACAUCUGUCAAGAAAAGAAAUGCCCAGAUUACACCUGUCCAAUUGCUUUUGACAGUGAUGCAGACAUCACUAUCAUGAUGGACAGUUCUACCAGCGUUGGAAGCCGCAAUUUUCAGACCAAAAAGAAGUUUGUGAAGCGUCUGGCAGAGCGUUUUCUCAAUGCUAAGAAGCAGUCAAAUGCUGAGGUGCGGGUUUCUAUAGGCCAGUACAGUGGCAGGGAUCAGCAAAAAAUUGAAGUCCCCUUUUCGGAGAACUUCACUGAAAUAGCAGCCAGGGUUGAUAAAAUCCAGUUCCUCAACGAAGCCACAGAUGUCUCGGAGGCCCUCAGCUUCUUGAUAUCAAAGUAUUCAGGGAGCAGGUUUGGGGUCAAAAAGAAGAUCCUUAUUUUCUCGGACGGGCGAUCCCAAGGAAUCACAGAAAGCAUUAUAGAGAAGCGAGUGCGAGAAGCUGAUGCAAUAGGGAUCACAUUGUAUGUUUUAGCAGUUGGCAACCAAGUGAAUGAGGCAAACCUGCGCCACUUAGUCAGCCGGGGGAGACCCUACGAUGUUGCCUAUGCCCAGCGUCACCUCUUCAGGGCUCCUGACUAUCCUUCUCUGUUGAGAGGGGUGUUUUAUCAAACUGUGUCAAGAAAAAUGUCAUUGAAUUGAGAGGGUUGAAGGCUGGGUAGGCUGGGGGGGAAGUUGACCACGAGCUUUUCUGUGCAAAUUAUAAUUAGAUCCUUUAGGGGACUUUUUGUAUUUUUCUUUUAUUUUAAUACAGAUCACAGUUUGUGCAAACAUUAAAAAGGUAUAAUUCAUGGGUUUUUUAUGUCUGUAAGAAAAACAAAAUAUGGAAAUCAUUCUAAGUAACCAGUUAUUUUUAAGCAGAUCAAAGCAUCCUUCAAGGGUAGCUUGCUAAUGGUACACAUAAACUCAUAUACAUUUUAUCUGAAGGAGCUGAGAAAAGGGAGUGACAGAAUUUAAAGAUUUAUGUGAGUAUUUUGGCAAUAUGAAAGUAGGAAACUUCUCCUUGAAAGGGAGACUUAACACGUCUGAAACCAGUUUAUAUAGUAUUUGACUAAAAGAGACGUCAUAAGGAGUCUGAUGAUUUUUAAUUGUUUUAAACUUGCAUUGCUGAUCAAAAAGAAAUUAUUUUCUGUUCAAUGCAGAGCUCCAUGUGCAGUAUGUUAAUGAAGGCAGAAAUUCAAAUGUAGGUUGAAAAAACAAAUGGAAAAUAAUGAGACUUUUUAUGCUGUAUUUAAUUGUUUCAACAUUUAUUUGUGGUUUUUUUUAUUACAAGGAUAUUUUUCUUCUACUCCAAAAGUUACCUGAUUUGUAGUAUAAUUGUAUUCAAUAGCUAUUUGUUGAAAUAACACUACAUUACUAUUUUGUGUUUCUACAUACAGUACAUACUAUACAGUAAAUUUCUUCUGAUACAUUCUGUGCUGAUGGUGAGUAAACAGUGCUGUGACCAGAACUUAUGAAAUCAUUUACAAUUAUAUAGAAUCAAUAGGAUUAAUUGUGCCUGGUAGCUUUUCGCUCCCACUCAUUUUUUCCAUUUCUGCACACUAUAUGCCUGUAUUUACAUUUUAGAGACAAAAACAUUUUGCAUUUUGUUACUAGAAUAUUUGGUGCUACUUCAGGCUUCCCUGUUUUUUUUAAUUUUUAUAAUAAAAAUGGAUUUGAAUGGUGCUUUAAAAGAAAUGCUAUAUUAACAAAGAUUAAGUUUUGAAGUUUAAACACAUUUUAAACAUUUUUAAGACAUCAGAAACAGUGAAAACUUUACAGCUCAUUUGUCACUGAAAAGAUCUUUCUAUGUAAAUCCUUUGUUCCUGCAACUAAAUAAACAAUUAAAGUUCCUUCACCAAAUA
Lepisosteus oculatus (spotted gar) is the source of this 4428-nucleotide messenger RNA. It is a transcript of the gene col6a1, whose product is annotated as collagen, type VI, alpha 1. The record is from RefSeq and is a predicted model, not a curated record. NCBI's taxonomy places the organism in Eukaryota, Metazoa, Chordata, Actinopteri, Semionotiformes, Lepisosteidae.